Molecule: messenger RNA, 762 nt
Organism: Lotus japonicus
Lineage: Eukaryota; Viridiplantae; Streptophyta; Magnoliopsida; Fabales; Fabaceae
Exons: 1
Coding region: 1-762 (253 amino acids)
Molecular function (GO): nucleic acid binding; RNA-DNA hybrid ribonuclease activity
Source: RefSeq, a predicted model, not a curated record
AUGGAUGAUUGGCUCCAGCGUGUCCUCGAGGUGUUAAGCUCGUCCUCCACUCACCUUGAGGAUAAUUUUGAUAAGGUGCAGAGUAUCCUGUGGGCAAUUUGGACUGGCCGUAACAAAGCCGUUUUCCAAGCUGAAUCCCCCAAUCCAGUUCAAACAAUCAGGAAAAUUCAAGGACUGUAUAUGGACACUGCUACAAGAAGAGAGGGGAAUCGAGACAACAGAACAGGGGUUAGUCUAGAUGAAGGAAACAGAGGGAGAACUAGGGAGGUUACCAAGUGGAAGCCACCAGAACCAGAGUUCACCAAGUGCAAUGUAGACGCGAGUUGGGAUAAACAAACACAUUUAGGAAGCUCUGGAAUCAUCCUACGGGACAGCGAGGGUAAAUUCCUCACUGGAGUGGCAUGCAAACAGAGAUCCCCUUCACCGCUCACAUCGGAAGCACUGGCACUGAGAGAUGGGAUGAUCUUAGCAGGUAACUUGGGAAUAACCAUGAUGGUUUUUGAAUCAGAUUGCCUCACUCUCAUUGACGCCUGCAAGAAGAAAAAAUUUGUGGGUGAGAUCUGCAACAUUGUUCUGGAUAUCCUAAGUCUUGGCAGAAAUUUUGAUCAUUGUGAAUUCUCCUGGACCCCCAGAGAAGGGAACAAGAUUGCUCAUCUAGUGGCCUCCAAAGCUGCAGGCAAUAGUCUCCCAGUGGGGUGGUGUACAACCCUUCCUAGGUACUUGGCCCUUGCAAUUCAAGCAGAUACCCCGAGGAGAAGCUAG